AUGUCGAAAGUAUCGAGAGAUACUUUAAAUGAGGCUGUUGCCGAUAUUCUGAAAGGAUCUCAAGAUAAGAAGCGCAAGUUCCGCGAGUCUGUGGAGCUUCAGAUCGGUCUCAAGAACUACGAUCCCCAAAAGGACAAGCGUUUCAGCGGAUCUGUCAGGUAGCUACGACCUGUUCGAUCAGGUAGCCAGUCAUGGCGGACCCACACCCAGGGUCUUAAAUAUUGGGAAGGCUUUAUGCCGAUAGUUAUCAUAACAUGUCAAGAUUGGUAAGCACGCUUAUCGCUGCUUCAUUUUGACUCGGAUUGAAAACUUGGAAUUUUUUUUUUUCAGACUGAAGUAUGUUCCACGACCAUCGAUGAAGGUGUGCGUGUUCGGAGAUCAACAUCAUCUUGACGAAGCUAACGCAAACAACAUCCCAGCUAUGAGUGCUGAUGAUUUGAAGAAGCUGAAUAAGAACAAAAAACUCAUCAAGAAGCUUGCCAAGGGAUACGACGCUUUCCUCGCGUCCGAGUCUCUUAUCAAGCAAAUUCCCCGUAUCCUCGGUCCGGGCCUCAACAAGGCAGGCAAAUUCCCUUCCGUUGUAACUCAUGCGGAGUCUCUGCAAUCGAAGAGUGAUGAGCUCCGAGCCACCAUCAAGUUCCAGAUGAAGAAGGUUUGUCGGUAAUUCCGUCAUUUUUUAUUUGAGCCUUUCGUUUAGGUUUUGUGCCUUUCUGUGGCUGUAGGCCACGUCGAGCUGUCGCAAGAAGAGCUUGUCAGCAACAUCUCUUUGGCUAUCAACUUCCUCGUUUCUCUUCUGAAGAAGAACUGGCAAAACGUCCGCUCUCUCAACAUCAAAACGACCAUGGGAAAGCCACAAAGACUCUAUUAA
This is a messenger RNA of Caenorhabditis auriculariae, 868 nucleotides long. NCBI's taxonomy places the organism in Eukaryota, Metazoa, Nematoda, Chromadorea, Rhabditida, Rhabditidae. The record is from the annotation of a GenBank genome assembly.